CCACCAGGAUACCAUUUAGGAGACUGUGCUCGUUAACAGACAACCGACUUUGUAAAUAUAGUACUAACCAAUGACAUAACUUACAGCAGGAACCAGUUGCCCUAAGGCAUUCAGAGUUUAACUGACAUUCCCAUUUCUUCGUUGUCCGUGGUCAGGCCCAUGGCACGUCCUUCAGCUGGGUAUCUAGUCAUGGGCAAUGUACGCCAGUUUAAGAGUGCAAGCCUUGGUUGGUGGAAGUGUGCGUGCAUUUUUUAACGGUUUUCAAAAAGCGGAAACUUGGAUACGGUAUAUUGUGGACGACCGGUCACCAUAGAGUUUGUGUUAUGUGUGCUUUGUGGUUCGUUUACAUAGGCCUAUACAUACUAUGGGAAAUAGGUAGUGCAUUGUGACGCCAGAUCGACAUAAAAACAUAACAAAACAAAGCCAAAAACAAACAGCCAACCAAAAAAAAAAAAAAAAAAAAAGCAGAAAAAAAAAACAAUGAAGGCAGUUCUGUGUUUGUGCCUGGUACUCGUCUUUGUAUCCACUUCGUCAGCGCUGAAGUGUUACCAGUGUGAAAACUGCCAAAAGGAAGACCAAGUAUGGUCGAGCUGCCUUCCAGGAUUUGACGUCUGCUUGACGUCCAGACUGAGCGAUAAGAUCAGAAAGUCCUGCGCCCCCAGUAACUUCUGCAACAUCGAGAACAUCGACCGAGAUUCGCUGGAUCCCAACAAAAACGCCAAGGGCCUCUUCUCCGACCACAACAUGAAGAAGAUGAUGAAAGCCAACCUCUAUACCAAAGGUAAGCUGGUCCACUGCUGUGGGAAGGACUUCUGCAACCGCUCCUCUCGGAGGAUCAUUAACCACAGCCUCCUUUGUCUUUCCCAUCUGGUCCUUCUUCUGAAGGCACUCUCCGUCGCCCCUUAAUAAUCAAACGGCCUCGUUCAAAUGACUCUUUUGUCAGGGGACGCUUGCAGUGUUUAAAAACACUUUCCUACCUUCGUCUCCAGCUCCGUUGUUCCUCGUGGGAGACACUACGACUUCAGAAAAUAAUGGUUUUCUCUUUCUUCCAGUUAAUCUGGAGAGAUUUUUAAAGGCGUUUUCAAAACUCUUUUAUCUUUUCUAUACAAGAAUAAAUUCUGUUGCUCCCGGACAUGUAUUUCUGCACAAGAAUAAAUUCUGUUGCUCCCAGGCAUGUUUUUCUGUACAAGAAUAAAUUCUGUUGUUCACAGACAUGUAUUUCUGUACAAGAAUAAAUUCUGUUGCUCCCAGACAUGUAUUUCUGUACAAGAAUAAAUUCUGUUGCUCCCAGACAUGUAUUUCUGUACAAG
Messenger RNA from Macrobrachium nipponense, 1310 nucleotides. RefSeq names its product CD59B glycoprotein-like. The transcript has 4 exons. The record is from RefSeq and is a predicted model, not a curated record. Lineage: Eukaryota; Metazoa; Arthropoda; Malacostraca; Decapoda; Palaemonidae. Bases 481 to 906 code for a protein of 141 amino acids.